Molecule: messenger RNA, 1815 nt
Organism: Neurospora tetrasperma FGSC 2508
Lineage: Eukaryota; Fungi; Ascomycota; Sordariomycetes; Sordariales; Sordariaceae
Product: MYG1 protein
Exons: 1
Coding region: 5-1072 (355 amino acids)
Cellular component (GO): nucleus; cytoplasm
Source: RefSeq, a predicted model, not a curated record
AACAAUGGCCGAAAACGCAGCGAAGCGCAUCAAGACCGAUGGCGGUGCCCUGACCAUCGGCACCCACAACGGCCACUUCCACGCCGACGAGGCUCUGGCCGUCCACAUGCUUCGCCAGCAUGUUCCCAAAUACACCGGCGCCCGCCUGGUUCGCACCCGCGACCCUGCGCUACUUGAGACCUGCGACAUCGUCGUCGAUGUUGGUGGCGAGUACGAGCCCGCCCGUGACCGCUACGACCACCACCAGCGCACCUUCACCACCACCUUCCCCGACCAUCAGACAAAGCUCAGCAGCGCCGGUCUCGUCUACAUGCACUUUGGCAAGGGUAUCAUCUCGCGCAGCCUGCCCGACGCCCCUGCGGAGGACAACGACAAGGUUGGCUUGAUCUGGAACAAGUUGUACGACAGCUUCGUCGAGGCCCUCGACGCUCAUGACAACGGCAUCAGCGUCUACGAUUCCGAUGCUCUCAAGGCUGCCGGCAUCGAGAAGCGCUUCUCUAACGGCGGUUUCACCCUCGGUGCCAUGGUCGGCCGCUUCAAUGGCAACUGGAACGAUCCCGUCCCCUCGGACCCUGUGGCUGCCCAGGCGGAGGAAGAUGGCAGGUUCGAGCAGGCCAGUCAGCGUAUCGGUGAGGAGUUCGACCGCGCUCUCGACUACUACACCAAGGCUUGGCUCCCGGCCAGGGAUGUCGUCGAGACGGCCUACAAGGCCCGCAAAGAGUACGAUGCAGAGGGUAGAAUCCUUGUCUUAAAGGGCCAGUCGGCCCCUUGGAAGGAUCAUCUCUAUACCCUGGAAGAGGAAGAGGGAGAGCGCGUCCAGAAGGUUCUCUAUGUCCUGUACCCCGAGAAGCCUACACCCGACGCCAAGUGGAGAGUGCAGUGCGUGCCUGAGACUGGCGACUCCUUCCAGAGCCGCAAGCCCCUGCCCGAGGCUUGGAGAGGCUUCCGCGAUGAGAAGCUCGAUGAGAUCACGCAAAUCCAGGGCGGCAUUUUCGUUCAUGCGGCAGGUUUCAUUGGAGGCAACAAGACCUUCGAUGGUGCGUUGGCCAUGGCGAAGAAGGCCUUGGAGUAGGAAUCCAGCGCUGCUAUGAAGAUUGGCAAGCUCGUAGGCGUUUGUUGAAAAAGAACUCAACUUGAUCUCCUCCCGCUGUUUAAGGCAGAAAAAAGUAUCACCGUCUUCGCGUUUAGCACUAUCAGUCCAUAUCCUGAAAACAUAUUUGUAAAACAUAUUUGUUCUUGUUCACGACGUUGACCGGCUUCAUGACGUGCCGUCUGAGCACUGCGAUCGAUCCCAUCUGUGCCCUUAUGAACAUAGACAUUGAAGAUGGACUUCAGAGCAGCACGCGCUGUCAUGACAAAAGAUAGACCCGACUCGACCAAACCACUCGAAACAUAGAUCACGAAACCCUAACCCAUUCAUAUCUCAUUCAAACAAAAAAAUCUUACACUGAAUAACGUCAAACCCAACGCCACAAACCCCAAGACGUGAUCUCAUACUCAUGCUAUGCGUGACUGCUUAAUUGCCGUGUGCUGGUGAGUGUUCUUGGUUACACGGUAGAACGAGAUGCUCGACAAAUGGUUUCGAGGAGGCGGAACCUCCGUCGAACGCCAUGCGCCUGUUUCUCUGGAUGGUUUAUUGUCGGAUAGGGAUGGGCUCUUGCUGACCAGCAGGCGCAGCUGAGAUGGUGUCUGGGGCGGCUUGCUCUUGCUGUUGUCUGGCCUCUGUAUUGUGUUCGUUGCUGUUGAGAGCGUCGAUUUCCUCGGUGUUCAGCCCGCGGCUGAAGUAAGUGCUUUCCUUAACAGGGCUGCCGGCUU